UGGAGCUUUACGUUAGGUUCGAGGCAGAAUGACAGCUGAGAGUGUUGUAAAGGUGCAGCACUGCGGUCCGUAACAACACCGACAAUUACCCACGCACUUUAAAAACAAGGACCGACAACAUUUAAGCCUUUCACGCUCCUUUUCUGCCUCCACCUGGACAUUUCAGAGUGAAACGGAGGACAGCCGCCGUCAUUCUUGAGGAUAUUUAUAUUCUCCUUCUUUGCCGACAGAGAGAGCGAGAGCAAGAGAGAGAGAGAGAGAGAGAGGAAAAAGAUCCGGAUGUACCAGCAGUAUUGUUUUUUUUCGCAUGGCGUAGACACCUUUCCUUCAACGGAAUAUUGUUGAUGAUUGGAGGGUCGAAGGAGGCCCUCGGGUCGACAGCUAACACCAUUAACGUUAACUUCUCCUCGAUAGACAACCUAUUGAAGGAUUAAUUAACGAAAUGAUUGUGCAAUCAUAUUGAGGAAGAAGGUUUUAUAUCCUGCCUUGACUACCUGUGUUGUGACUGAAGAAAGAGAGAGAGAGAGAGACAGUAGAAGUCAGCAGGAAUAAUACAUUGUGUCUGUCUCCUGCCAUAAAAGCCCACAGAGGACGCUUUUCUUCUACAAACACCGAGGAGGAAAGAGGAGACAUUUGCUGUGUGAGAGCGGGGUGUAUGAACGUGUGAGCACCAGAAAAACCUCCAGGAUGUCGGGCAGCACCUCAGCGGACAUGAUAAAUCUGCGACUUAUUCUGGUCAGUGGAAAGACGAAAGAGUUCCUCUUCUCUCCUAACGACUCGGCUGCAGACAUUGCAAAACAUGUUUAUGACAACUGGCCAAUGGACUGGGAAGAGGAGCAAGUCAGCAGUCCAAACAUCCUGAGGCUGAUCUACCAGGGACGUUUUCUACACGGCAACGUAACACUAGGAGCCCUCAAGCUGCCCCUGGGGAGGACCACGGUGAUGCAUUUAGUUGCCAGAGAGACUUUGCCUGAGCCAAAUUCCCAAGGUCAAAGGAAUAGAGAGAAGACUGGGGAGAGUAACUGCUGCGUCAUUCUGUAAAUACACACCUGCGCUGCCAGCCCUCCGUUCUGCUAGUCCGUUCACGCCGUCAAUGUCCUGGACCCGAUGAGCUUGUCCUCUGUCCUGGAGCCUGUCUGCCACCCGGAUGCACCCACACCCACACACACACACACACACACCCACACACACACACACACACACACACACACACACACACACACACACACACACACACGCACGCACACACACACCUCCUUACCACCUUCAUUCACACAUUUACAGGUUAAGUAGGAUGUCAGCAGGCUCAGGCUAAUCCAAGACCGAAUUGGGGAGCAGGAAGUUGAUUAACAAUACAGUUGAUUCCUAUGCUGUACUUGAUUUGUUGUUUUUAACUGAAAAGUAGAAGAAGGAACUGGA
This is a messenger RNA of Poecilia latipinna (sailfin molly), 1419 nucleotides long. RefSeq names its product ubiquitin-like 3a (gene ubl3a). Lineage: Eukaryota; Metazoa; Chordata; Actinopteri; Cyprinodontiformes; Poeciliidae. Gene Ontology annotation, molecular function: protein binding. The transcript is spliced from 5 exons. The coding region runs from base 688 to 1041 and encodes 117 amino acids. The record is from RefSeq and is a predicted model, not a curated record.